GAACGACGACGACGGAAGACCGCGCUGGAUUGUCCUUCCUGUCUCUCACCCUCCAUCUCACUGUAGUAUGGUGCGGCUUGGUUCUGGUAGAGGAACGGUCACCGUCCUCGCUUUGAGUUCGGGCUACUCGCCAUGGGUACUCCGAAAUUUUGCAGAGGAACAGUCACUGUACAUAAUUUUAUCUCCGUGCGCAUUACCCCCGUUGUUUAUGAACACUGCGAUUGUCCCGAACGGCCUCUGUCUUGCAACCCCUCGUCGGCCGAAUGCAUGGGAACCGCGUUGUACACUCGUGUACCUCCGCUGUGUAACGCCGCUCGAGCUCGAGCCUCCACUUCUCAUAAGCCACCAUCGUCUCUCACGACAUGUCGCCUGUUCUUACGCCUCCCAGGCACACAGAUGCAGCUAGCAGCGCUGCUGACGAGCAGCUGGACGAAGCCACCGCGCUGGCCAGGCUGCUGGAGGUCUCAACGAUUGUUUUGCGGCAGGCUGUCGAUCUAGUCGAUACAGCCCUCACCUCGGAUGACCAGUUAACAGUGCAGUCGCAGUAUCUCCCUGGAUCAACAAUAGGGAAGCACUUGAGACACGCGCGAGACCAUUUCGUAUUGCUGAUGGAGUGCCUGUCAACGCCGUCGCCGCAUAUUCUCAACUACGAUGUGAGGUCGCGCAACACGCCUAUGGAGAGUAGUCGUCAAGCAGCACGAGGUGCCUUAGAUGCAGCAAUCGAACAGUUGAACCAGACUGUACCAAGGGCAAAGAUGGAAGAGCCCAUCACACUACGCGCUAUCACGCCAUAUCCGCAGGUUGUGCAGACGACAUUUGGGCGGGAGCUGUGGUUCGCAGGGCUGCAUGCAGUUCAUCACUGGUCAAUGGUACGAGUCAUCGCUGGAGAACUUGGCAUUCGUCUGGAGGAGUCUUUCGGUUUUGCGCCCUCUACAUUGGUGCACAACAACUCGCAAGCGCCACUCGGCAAGCAUAAAAUGUAGUUUACUGUCGAUCGUGGUCUCAGUUAAUUCCCGUCGAUACUGUCCUUGGUACUGUCUAGUCGUGGGCCCGUGCUACGGUUUCUUUGAUAUGAACGAGACAUUCAUAGCCGCAUUCAUGAUUUCUCGGAUGUGGCGAAUGUAAAUCUCCGUUCGAGCCUGCGACCCUGCUGCGACCUGCAGUUGUGCAUGCAGCCUACGUCAUUUGUUAGGAUCAAAAGGCUUUGCCAAACACGAUC
Messenger RNA from Rhodofomes roseus, 1219 nucleotides. RefSeq lists its product as uncharacterized. The record is from RefSeq and is a predicted model, not a curated record. The coding region runs from base 363 to 983 and encodes 206 amino acids. The transcript is spliced from 5 exons. Lineage: Eukaryota; Fungi; Basidiomycota; Agaricomycetes; Polyporales; Fomitopsidaceae.